Messenger RNA from Ectocarpus sp. CCAP 1310/34, 1539 nucleotides. The record is from the annotation of a GenBank genome assembly. NCBI's taxonomy places the organism in Eukaryota, Phaeophyceae, Ectocarpales, Ectocarpaceae.
AUGGUGCUGCAGUGUCAGGCGGACGGGCGCGAGGCGGGGUCUCUGUUUUCGAUCCUUGACCGAACCCAGACUGCCUUCGGCCGUCGCGUGCUAGCUGGCUGGGUUCGACAGCCUUUGCUGUCGCCAGAGGACAUCACCGCACGGCAGGACGCUGUGGAAGAGCUGGUGGCUGACCCUCCUUCGGUGAUGGAGCGCCUUCGACCGGCCUUGCGAGACCUGAAGGACCUAGAUCCGGCCACCGCAAGCUUGCACCACCGCAGGAUCCAGCCGAGCCGUCUGCUUUCCCUGCUCGGGACCAUGCGCAAGGUGUUCGGAAUUUUCCACCCUCCCACGGUACGAGGUGCGGACAAGACCGAAGGGGCUGGAUCCUCGCAGCAGGGAGGUGGCCCACGGUCGGCAGUGCUCUUGGAUGCUCUCGCUGACGUGCCAGCCAACAUGGCGCCGGUAAUCGCGCGGUACUUGGGGGAGCUAAACGCCGAAGCAGCAGCCUCGUGUGUACGGACCAUCCUCCGGAAGCCAAGUCUCCAGUGGAAAACGCUGAGAACCGGAGCUACCAGCACGGUCGAGUACCUUGUGGAGCUACGAAAGAGCGAGGCCAAGAAGCUGGUUCCGUCUGACUGGAUGCAGGCAUGGGCAGAGCUUGUGUCGCAGGUGGACGAGGAGUGCUACGCGGGGUUUCGAACGGCGGUCCAAGCCUUGGGCACGCUAGACGCCCUGCUCUCUCUUGCCGUGGUCGCAAAGUUACCCGGCUAUGUUCGGCCAAAGUACCGCCCCACGGCCAGUGACAAAGGGGAUGAGAGUGGUGGCGAUGGUGGUGGUGACGACGAAGCCGAUGGUGUGGACGAGAUCGUGCUUCGAGGCGCGCGACACCCUACAGUGGAGCGCGUCCUCGAGGGGGGUUUCGUACCGAACGACGUCAGCCUUAGGAGAGGGGAGUGCUUGGUCGUGACCGGGCCCAACAUGGGAGGGAAAAGCAGUACCGUGAGGAUGGCGGCACUAAUUUGCAUCAUGGGACAGGUGGAAUUGUGGCACACGAGUUACAUCAUCAAGCACGCUACUCGGCGAUCCCUCGUUGUCCUUGAUGAGCUGGGUCGAGGAACCAGCACCCAUGACGGUGUUGCCAUCGCCCUCGCCACGCUUCGCCACGUCGUUCGAGACAUCGGGUGCGCCACGCUGUUCGUCACGCACUAUCCUCAGGUCGCUGACCUCGCUUCGGAUAAGUCCCUAAGUGGCACCGUGAAGAACGCGCACAUGUCGUUCAUUGAGGACUCGGCCGCUGCUUCCACUGAGGAAACGCCCGUAAACGAACAAGAAGUCGGCGAAAGUGCCGGUGGCAGUGGCGUUGGGAACCUCAAACGAAACACAGAGGCGCGCGGUGUAACCUUCCUGUACCGGCUCGUGGUUGGCCAAGCCCACAAGAGCUAUGGGCUGAAUGUUGCACGGGCGGCGGGCAUGGACGAAGCGCUCAUCGAACUCGCCGCGAGAAAGUCGGCAGAAAUGCGAGACAGGGGAUUGUUCUUUCUCUCGGGAGAGACCUAG